Messenger RNA from Athalia rosae (coleseed sawfly), 2611 nucleotides. RefSeq lists its product as uncharacterized. The transcript is spliced from 6 exons. The record is from RefSeq and is a predicted model, not a curated record. NCBI's taxonomy places the organism in Eukaryota, Metazoa, Arthropoda, Insecta, Hymenoptera, Athaliidae. Bases 372 to 1355 code for a protein of 327 amino acids.
AUACCCGAGAAAGGAGAAAACGGGAGAUAUAGUAUCCGACUUGGGAUACCCGAAUUCCAAAAACCCCCUACGCGAAGUAGAAGAGACGCGCAAACCGUCGCCGGUAUCACUGACUCAGUAGAACAACGGUUUCCGGACUCUACGGACAAACGAGAUAAUAUCUUGUAUACAAUCACGUCGCAUAUCUCCCAACAUAUCUUUAGAGAAGAAACAGAGAGGAAAACGAGUAGGAGAAAGAGGAAGAAAGGAAGCGAAAGUAAAAGAAGAAAAAGGAAUCAAAAAAUUCAACCAAUCAAAUCACUUUAAUUAUACUCUGUCUAUUUAUGAACGGGGUUUUAAGGAAAGACUGAAAAACGAAGAUAUUGAAGAGAAUGCAGGUAAUUGUGGGGUGGCUGAGCUUUCUGCACGUGUUGCUCGGCAGCGGCGCGAUGAUCGGUGUCAGAGGUCAGCAGCAACAGCAGCAACAACAGACGCAGCAACAACAGCAGCAUCAGGAUAGACAGGAACAGAACAAUCAACGACAGAGUCAACGUUACGACAUACACAGGAUGAGCCAUCAGGAUUUCGGGGGUAUACCGGCAGCGGUAGCGGCUCUGAACGGAGUUAUGGAGAAACGAGGCGGCAUGGACGAGCCCUCGUGCGACGAGCUGAGGGCCAUGUGGAGAUACAGCAAAAGACAGAGCAGGGCCUCGGAAAUCACGAACGAAAUACCGACCUACCGCGAUCCCUUCUCCUACAACGUAUGGGAGCCCUACCUGGAUCGCUCUCAGUCCUCGAUGGUCUACAGAGGUCCGACGGGUCCCGCGAGAGUUCGGGGCGCGGGCGGAGCGCCGAUUUACGGAAGGGUCAUUCACAAGGCACCGGCGGGUCACAGACUGCGCAACGGGAUGCCGGACAGAACGCGUCAAGCUUUUCAAGAAGUCACUCGACAUUACGGCACCGUCAAUCGUCACCUGGAAGAAACUCCCAGACGAAGACCCACCAAUUUUCGCCACGUAGGCGGCUCCUCGCCCUCCUCCGCUGACCCCGCCUCCCACGUACCCCAAGCCGGGAGCUUCCAGCACCUGAAGGAACUCAUUCGGACCGAAAGGGCAAGGGAACUGCAGGAACAACGCAUAGCCGAAGAGGUCGCGGCCAGGGCCGCAGCCCUCAAAGAAAUGACCAACGGAAGACGUCAGGGUCCAGGUGAACCGGAAACGCGUCAGCAUUAUCUGAAUUCCCUUCAACCUUACAACGAUAUGAAGAACAUUAACUACGACUACGACCAGGUUCAGUACGUUUCGAACGUUGGAAAUCUUGGACAAUCUUUAUCGAGAGGUGAUCAAUAUGGACGUUCAGGUUACGCGCUUCGUUAAAGAUGCUCAACGCGUAUCGUCGGCAGCUUGAUACCCCGAAGGAAAGUAAGAAAAAAAAACCGAGAGAAAAAAAAAAUUAAAAGAAAUAAAAAAAAAAAUAAGCAUAUUGAAACUAAAAGAGAAAAGAAAAUGGCAAAAGUUGCGAAACCUUGAACGAGAAAUUUAUCCAAUCAUACCGUAAGAGAAUAACAGUCACCGCGCACGACCCCAUGCAAAAGGCUAAAUUAUUUAUCAAAUCAAAACGAGGCAAAACCAAAAAAAAAAGUAACUAAAAAAAAAAAUAGGGUAUAGAAAAAGGAAUAGGUGUUACGAUAUUGUGAUCCGUAGAAGCAGUACGAUGAAUGACGAAAAAAAAAAGAAGAAAAUCCAAAAACCGAAAAAAAAAAAAAAGAAAAGGAAUCAAAUGAAUCUUCUGGUCUUUGACAAUACGUAUAUACGUGAAUUAUAUACCGUAGGUUAAAAUUAUAAUCUAUACGAAUGAAUAUAGGUAACGUACGUACGUGCGGUGAAAUCAAUAAUUUUUUACAUGUGUAACGAAUGAUAAUAAUAACAAUAAUAUUUUCUUUUUCUUUUCAUUCAAUUUUUGACAGUAACAGUGACGAUGACAGUUAUCAAAAAUUAUAAUAAAUAUAAUCGAGACGAGACGAAAGUUGAAAUAUUAUUUAUCUCUCACUUUGUUACAAUAUUUAGAUAAAAGACUUCCUUGUUGUUUAUUCGAAUGAGAUUCGUAAUUUAAUUAUUCAAAUUCAAUACGCGCAGGGACGUGGUGCAUACAAACCACGCGUGGGAAAUGAAAAAAAAAAUUUUAUGACAAGAUUUUCCCUCGUUGAUAAAAUUUUGUCUUUUACAAAUUUACAGUUGCGAUACAUAUGAUGAUAAUCCCUUCAUGUUAUUGUUAUUAUUAUAAUAAUCAUUUAUUUGAGGAGAUUAGGUAGCUACUGCUGACUGUAACUUUCAAUUAUUAUCUAUACAAAUUGUAAGCCUAUUAAUGUUAAUAUUAUACUAUCACAAUAUUAUAUUAUGAAUAUUGAAUAGUCGAGAGAAAAAAAAGGUAAAAAAAUGGUGCAGGACGACACACCCUCUCGUACGUGGAGAGAUAAAGAUAUAAUGACAAUAACGAAUAAUAAUAAUAAUUAUUAUUAUUGAAUGAAAAAAAGAAAAUGAUGAUAAUUUUUGAAAAUUUUAAUAAUUCUUUACUUUUAAAAAGUAAACGUUGAUUCGAUAAAACAAUUAUAGAAAAGAAGGAUAACUGACGA